Medioppia subpectinata is the source of this 426-nucleotide messenger RNA. NCBI's taxonomy places the organism in Eukaryota, Metazoa, Arthropoda, Arachnida, Sarcoptiformes, Oppiidae. The record is from the annotation of a GenBank genome assembly.
GUAGAUUUAAACAACAAGGGCUUUUGUAACCACCAGCAUUCCAAUUUCUACGCCCUCAACGACCAGUCCUAUGCGAACAGUCAGGGCUGUCAACCCAUAGCCUAUAAGUGUGACUCCUAUGACAACUACAACCGGGGUCUGUGCGCCGACUGCGGCACUGCCACCGAAAAACAUUGCGUCCCAAUGGAGCUAAACCUCGAUUACUGGGACGACAAAUCCAAUUGGAUUACUAAUCAGGGUAUAAACCACUUCUACAUCAAUACCGGCAGCGCUACCACCGACGGCUACUGCCUAAAUACCUAUCAAGUUGUGGUGGUGACGGAUGACCCGACCUGUUCCGGUCAGAUGCAACUCGAGUUAUCCGAAGGUUAUAAUAUUGCAAUGACUUUGAGCAGCGCUAAUGAGAUUAAGACCCCGAUCACCGGU